Molecule: messenger RNA, 438 nt
Organism: Capronia epimyces CBS 606.96
Lineage: Eukaryota; Fungi; Ascomycota; Eurotiomycetes; Chaetothyriales; Herpotrichiellaceae
Exons: 1
Coding region: 1-438 (145 amino acids)
Source: RefSeq, a predicted model, not a curated record
AUGGCUGACAGUGUUGAUGAUGCUGAUGCUGUACGAGCCAAGGCCCAGGUGACGGGAAAUCUGUUUGCAAACAGUGUUUUCACCUGGUCCUCUUACGCGGCCCUCGCCAAUGGAGAAGGUCUCUCGCCCGCUGCUUGCCUAGAUCUUCCGGGGAUGCUAGGUCAUGGUCCAGCCUUUCUUGAUUUUCGUCAAGGUUCGACUCUCUCUCAAUCCAAGCCGAUGCAGGUGAAAUAUGACGAUGUCGGAAAAGCAUGGGUGACGAAGAAUGCUACUUGGAGAACAACCAACGGCGAAUGCGAUCUCCCCAACAAGGUUAUACCACAAGAUUUACUCCUUGGGAUUCCUACCCCGUCAUCUCUCUUUUCAGGGCAGAUGAUCGAUUUCGGAACUGGCCUGGUGCGGAAACCAUCGACCGGCCCACCCCUGGAAACUGCAUAG